Messenger RNA from Tachysurus fulvidraco (yellow catfish), 5796 nucleotides. It is a transcript of the gene fhip2a, whose product is annotated as FHF complex subunit HOOK interacting protein 2. Lineage: Eukaryota; Metazoa; Chordata; Actinopteri; Siluriformes; Bagridae. Bases 297 to 2519 code for a protein of 740 amino acids. The record is from RefSeq and is a predicted model, not a curated record. The transcript has 17 exons.
UGGCGCCCUCUGGUGCCCCUCUAAAUGAUUGAUUCCUGCUUUUUGGCCAUGGAAAUGCCACGGUGGCUUUAGCUGGCAAGUGUAUGCGUGUGGAUGUUUACUGAAAUAAACACGUGUCAAAACACUUUUCAGCGCCUAGUUGGUGUACUGUUACUGGGUUUUGUUUAGGGUUUUUUUUCGCGUAAAGGUCGCUUUAUGAAAGCUACAAUCUGGAUCGCGGCGGCGGAAACAGAAAGAAGAAGAUAGAGGAAUUCUCUCGGUCUUCUCGCGAAAAACUCGUCCAGUCCAAGAACAAGAUGUUCUCCAAAUUCACCUCGAUUCUGCAACACGCGGUGGAAGCGCUUGCGCCGUCACUGCCCUUGCAGGAAGACUUUGUCUACCACUGGAAGGCCAUCACACAUUACUAUAUAGAGACUUCAGAUGAUAAAGCCCCAGUAACAGACACUAACAUCCCAUCCCACCUGGAGCAGAUGCUGGACAUCCUGACCCAGGAGGAGGGAGAGAGGGAGUCUGGCGAAACGGGGCCGUGCAUGGAGUACCUGCUCCAUCACAAGAUCCUGGAGACGCUCUACACCCUGGGCAAGGCUGACUGUCCACCUGGUAUGAAGCAGCAGGUUCUGAGCUUCUACACCAAACUACUGGGCCGGAUUCGCCAGCCACUCCUGCCUCACAUCAACGUGCACAGACCUGUCCAGAAACUGAUCCGUCUAUGUGGCGAGGUUCUGGCUGCUCCUACAGAGAACGAAGAGAUCCAGUUUCUCUGCAUCGUCUGUGCCAAACUCAAACAGGACCCCUACCUUAUUGACUUCUUCUUGGAGAAUAAGGGAAAACGAGUAGACGACAAAGUACCAGGAGCCGACGAGCAAAAGGAGGAUCCUUCGUCUCCAGAUACGGGUCAGCAGCAGAGCGACGGAGUCGCGUGUGACAACAGCAGCCCUGCACACGGCGCUGCAGCUGCGCUACACACCAACAACAGCAGCAACAGCUACAAUCUGGUCAGCUCUCUGCUCAACCUGUCCAAGAGCCCGGAUGCCCGUGUGGUGGUGAAGGCGUGCGAGGGUCUGAUGCUUCUGGUCAGUUUGCCCGAGCCUGCGGCGGCAAAGACGUUAACAGAAAGCACGGAGCUGUGUGAGCUGCUCACGGCUCGUCUCACUUCAAUCUAUCAGGCGCUGCCUCAGUCCAUGGAUCCGCUCGAUAUCGAGACCGUCGAGUCCGUCAACUGGGGGCUGGACGUGUACAACUUGAAGGAAGAUGCUGCUGCCUUUACAGGGAAGCGAGCACUCAUUUCCUUCCUCUCCUGGCUGGAUUACUGCGAUCAGCUGAUCAAAGAGGCGCAGAAGACCGCGGCUGUAGCCUUAGCUCGGGCGGUGAGGGAGCGCUUCUUUGUACCCGUGAUGGAGCCACAGCUCAUGCAAACGUCAGAGGUGGGCAUCUUGACCUCCACAGCACUGUUGAAUAGGAUCAUCAGGCAGGUCACGUCGGACGUCUUGCUGCAAGAGACCGUCCACUUCCUGUUGGGAGAAGAAAUGGGUCCCGAGACGCCGGACAGCAUUACCCAGAAUCCCCUGAGGCACAGACUUAUCGGCCACUGCGACCAUCUUUCAGACGAGAUCAGUAUCAUGACCCUGCGGCUGUUCGAGCAGCUGCUGCAGAAGCCGUGCCAGCACGUCCUGCACAACCUGGUGCUGCGCAGCAUCGACGAGCGCAACUACAUCGAAAACAAGACCCAAGAGGAGCGCGAGGAGCGCGAGCACAUGGAGAACGGGCAGCCUCACGACACAGUUGAUUUGGAAGAAGACCCUCUGUUCUCCGACAUGUCUCCGGACACCAGGCUGUCCAGUCCCGAUUGGCUGAGCUGCUCACCGCCACCUAGCACAGAACACACCAAGCCUGAUGGGAAAACCGAGGUCCACAAAAUUGUAAACAGUUUCUUAUGCUUAGUCCCGGACGAAGCGAAAUCGUCUUAUCAAGUCGAAGGCACCGGUUACGACACUUACCUAAGGGAUGCGCACAGACAGUUCCGAGACUUCUGUGGCAUCUGCCAGAGGUGGGACUGGCGCAGCAUCCCUAAACCUAUCGAGAAGUGUAACCUGGACAUCCCCUUCUUCGAGGGACACUUCCUUAAAGUGCUCUUUGACAGAAUGGGACGAAUCCUAGACCAGCCAUAUGACGUCAACCUGCAGGUCACAUCAGUGUUAUCCAAGCUGUCUUUGCUGCCCCAUCCUCACUUGCAUGAGUAUUUGCUGGACCCCUACAUCAGCCUGGCACCUGGCUGCAGAUCCCUCUUCUCCGUCAUUGUCAGGGUGGUGGGAGACUUGAUGUUGAGGAUCCACCGUAUUCCAGAUUUCAACCCUAAACUGCUGCUAGUGAGGAAGAGGCUGCUCGGGAUGGAGCCGGAGGGGUCGAGUAUUGAUCACGUGACAUUGCUGGAAGGAGUCAUCGUCCUGGAGGAGUUCUGUAAGGAGCUGGCGGCCAUCGCGUUCGUCAAGUUCCACGCUACCGCGUCUUCAUCUCCAUGAGCUCCUACCCGCCGUGCCGUGGUGGACACAAGCAUCAUUGGCACAGAUCAGACUCGGCACAGAGUGGGCAACUGGCACAGGAACCACCACCUGAAUCCCAUUCAUCCUUCAGAUCAGGCUCCUGCCUGUAAAGAUCCAAAGGGUCGACACUCAUCCAUCUGAGAACACGCAGGAGAGAUCAGGAUGGAGGAAAAAGCCCACAGGUCAAACUUGCACACGUGUGAUAGUGAAAGGUGAUCAUAGUAGCACUCACGAUGCAUAUCCUUGUGCUUUAUCCUGUUUCCGAUUCAUCCAAAUCAUCUUUUUUUUUUGGUUUGCCAUUUAAUCUUCGUUUUUUAAAUUCGCCUUUUAUUGUUCUUCUGGCCUGUAAUUUUUUUUUAAUAUUUCUUUUUGCACAUGAACCUGCUGACUUUCGGAUUUUCAGGCUUAUUUAUUCUUGUCUAAAAAAAAAAAUUAAAUUCCGAAUUGUCGAUUAGAGAUACUAAUUGAGAAAAAAAAAACGCUCUUAAAGACCAUCUAACGUGAAAAAAAAUAGAAUUUUACUAAUCCGUUGUUACGGUAACAGAUACUGUGUUCCUAUUAUUUUCUUUUGGGGAAAACGAUACCAAAUGAUGGACUAUGUAUCCAACAACGCAUAUGCAACCUAACUCAUUAUCUGUAAUGUUGAUACUUUUAAUAACUCAGGAUCAGAAAUCGAACUGUGCUUAAAAAAACGACGACGACGAAAUAGAACGAGCAGAAUGAGCUGCUUUUAAUCCUGUUUGUUUUCUCAGUCCUGAUCCCUCUUUCCAUCUGUAAAAAAAAAAAAAAAAAAAGAUAUAACGUGGACACCGAAUGUUUAAGACGGACUGCGCACGUUUGCACACGAGAAAAUCGGACUUCACUGGAGCAUCCGCGGAGAACUGUGCGUCACGUUCACGACAGCGCUCGAGAACCUUCCAGGAUUUUAUUUUAUUUUUUUAAUGGUUUAACUUCUUCAUUGCCUUACAUGUGUGUGUUUAAUUUAUGUCCCGUGUAAGCGUGCGCCUUGUACUCCGCUAGGAUUUAGCCGUCACCCUUCCACAUUUUAGUUAUUUAUUAUAGGUAUGAACUUUCUGGGGCUUUCUAAAUUUUAGAGGCUCUUUUUAUGUCUUCAGUAUUAUUACAGAACAUCCGCCAUCUUUUUCUUUUUCUUCUCCAUCGUCUAUAUUUUAAAACAUGCACCAGCAAUAGUGUUGUCCAGUAGAUUUUUUUUUUUUUUCCUGUGAGACACACAAACUUUACAAGGUUUGCACCUCUGAAAUCGUCCAUUUACUGUACAGGCGAGGUUGUGAAGCAGUUCUGUUAUUCGGAGGAUUGUGCUGAAUUAUUAUUAUUAUUAUUAUUUUUUAAUUAAUGUAGGCAUGUGUCGAUAAUCAGUUUUUCAAUAACUCAGCGUUAUGUAACAUAACAGGACGUGCUGUUUAUUAUUAGACGAAUUAUCACUCAAUAUCAGCAUGUCCUGAAGUGUUUAAUCCUCUAGCACAGUAAGGAGAUGAUUUAAUAGAUUAAACGUUACGACGUAUAGCGAAGGCUAAAUCCGGGCAACUUUUAUUUUGGCGGUUAUUGUGAAAUGAUUAGCAUCACAUGCCUGUAGAAACCCUUUUGUUUCGAUCUUUUCUUCCCAUUUAACUCGUUCAUCUUCUCCCCUGCAAAUCGGUCCAAUUAAUCAAACUUGCAGUCGGUGUAUAAUUAAAUCGCACAUUCACGCUUGACGACGUUGUCCUAUUUAAAUUGUACAUAUACAAUGCUUUUACUCAUACAAGGCUUUUUAGCAUUGUUUUCAUUUUCUUUCCUUUGUUACCAAAGGGUCCUGUCGUGUACAAGUGCUUAUUGUAAAGAUCUUUCAUUUUCUCGACCUUGCACAUUUUCUACCAUGAAACGUCACAAGAGGUUUUGUCUAAGAUUGUAUAUAUGUGUACAGUGAUGUGAAAUGCAUGCAAACUCUCUCGGGGGGGUGGGCGGGUGAAAUCCCAUGUCUUUUUUUUUUUCUUUUUUUUUUUUUUCUUCUUCUUUCUGUCAUUUUUAGCGGAUAAGAAGGAAAGAAGAUAUUCACUGGUCUUGGAUCAGUGCGGAUCACUAGGCACCUCGUGACCAGGAAUUCAGAUGCAAUUACAAUAAGACUUUACAAAAUUUUAAACUUUAAAGGCCCAAUUAACCAGCAUAAAACUCCAGGCUUAAUAUAUUUAUUAUUAUAUUAAAGAUGUGAGAAGUUUGAUUUGACCAAAAUACUGAACCUUAAACAGCUGUCCUUGUGCUCCGUGCCAAAUAGAAAAUGCAACCCUGAAAUAUUUCCUAGCGUUAAAUGUAACAUGGGGGGCACGGUGGCUUAGUGGGUAGCACGUUUGCCUCACACCUCCAGGGUUGGGGGUUCGAUUCCCGCCUCCGCCUUGUGUGUGUGGAGUUUGCAUGUUCUCCCCGUGCCUCGGGGGUUUCCUCCGGAUACUCCGGUUUCCUCCCCCGGUCCAAAGACAUGCAUGGUAGGUUGAUUGGCAUCUCUGGAAAAUUGUCCGUAGUGUGUGAGUGAAUGAGAGUGUGUGUGCCCUGCGAUGGGUUGGCACUCCGUCCAGGAUGUAUCCUGCCUCGAUACCCCAUGACGCCUGAGAUAGGCACAGGCUCCCCGUGACCCGAGAAGUCCGGAUAAGCGGUAGAAAAUGAAUGAAUGAAAAAAUAUAACAUCACAUGCCUGGAUGUGACUAAUGCCUUACUUGGGUGUAGGGAAGGAUGGCAUUUGUGCCCUUUCUUGGGGGUUUGAGUCUUAAUUAACGUGCUUUCAUUUUACUGGUGAUGUUUUGUGAGUAGUCGAAGUAGAAAGCCACCAAACACCAAAUUUUAUACACGUAAGUACACGCUUUCACCUGGUUCAUUCACUCAGACCAGCCACUGUUCUGCUUGACGGAUUUGGUGGCAGCUUUUGUGGAAAUCUAGCUCGCGACAUUGCAUCAGAUUGACACGUGAUGUCAAAAAAAAAAAGUCACUGCCACGAUGCAGCAACGAGCUGUUGUUCAGAUCAUCGGAUCAUAGCGUCGCAUGCUCACAAUCCAUUAAAGUAUAAAGUAAAGACCAUUAAAGUAGAGAUGAGCUUGUAUUAGAAGGGAGUUGCACUCUUACAGCCCCUGCUGACACACUAUACGCUGAACAUUUGUGAUUCAGCCUCAAACGUCUUGUCUUGUCGCACCUUGCAUCAAUUUUGUAUCUUUACAAAAAAAUAUAGGUUUCUUAUAUGCUUUCCGUCCCAAUUAAAAUACUCAUUUUCUUC